CCCUCCCUUCUCUCACUUUUCUCCUCCAGCUGUUCGCUUUCUCCUCCUGCCUUCUGCUCCUAUUUUGUCUUUUGACCUUGUAACCUCCUCCCCCCCCAAUCGGUUUACCUGCCUCCUCCCCCGACGUGCUGCCUCUCCCCGGUGCUUCUCUCUGCCUCUACCUUCCCUCUCUAUUUCCAUCUUUGAGCUUUAUCCCUUCAUCCCUUAUCUCCUUCAUCCCCUGCAAUCCUCAUCUGUUCUUCGCUGAAGGAGGAAGGGGGAGAGAAAGAGAGUUUCUCACAAGUGAGCCGUCGUUUAUUCUGCCGGGGGAGAGCGUCGGAGGAGCCUGCGAGCAGGUAGUGCACCCUGGCACAUUUGGAACCCCAGCAGAGCCGCUUCUUCUUCGGUGAAGAAGGAGAGAAGUGACCACGUCGCGUGGCAGAAGAUUGAAAUUUUAUUUUGUCCAUCAGUUAACGGUCCUAAAAGACUGUUACCAUGGCAGCUGAGAAAGCUGAGAUUGACGCUCUGAAAAAGGAGUGCGAUGGCCUCCGUGCACAGAUUGAGGCGGCCCGCAAGGCUGUGAACGACGGCAGCAUGACAGCAGCAGCAGGAGGGGCGUCCGAGGUGGGCCGAGUCCAGCUGAAGCUGAGGAAGACACUCAAGGGACACUUGGCUAAAAUCUAUUCCUUGCACUGGGCUGCUGACUCCAGGUCAAUGGUCAGUGCUUCACAGGAUGGCAAGCUUCUGGUCUGGGACACAUUCACAGGGAACAAGCUGGUUGCCGUCCCCCUAAAGUCGGCCUGGGUGAUGAGCGUCGCUUUAGCCCCCUCCGGCAACCUGGUGGCCAGCGGCGGUCUGGACAACAUGUGCACCGUCUGCAACAUCAAGUCCGCCAGCCCCAAGACCCUCAGGGAGCUGGACGCGCACACAGGUUACCUGUCCUGCUGCCGUUUCCUUAGCGACACUGAGAUCCUGACAGCCUCUGGUGACACCACCUGCUGUCUGUGGGACCUGGAGACCGGCAAGCAGAAGAUCAUCUUCACCAACCACAUCGGAGACUGCAUGUCGCUGGCCCUCUCCUCCGACAUGAACACCUUCAUCUCCGGAGCCUGCGACUCCCUGGCCAAGCUGUGGGACCUGAGGGAAGGGACCUGCAAGCAGACCUUCUCCGGACACACCAGCGACAUCAACGCCAUCUCCUACUUCCCCGAUGGGAACUGCAUCGUCACCGGCUCCGACGACUGCAGCUGCAAGAUGUACGACCUGCGCUCCGACCAGGAGCUGAUGAGCUACCAGGACGCCAGCCUGAACGCCGGCGUCACGUCCCUGGCGCUCUCCAGCUCGGGCCGCCUCAUCUUCGCCGGCUACGACGACUUCAACUGCCACAUCUGGGACUCGCUGAAGGGAGAGAAAGUUGGUGUGCUCUCCGGCCACGACAACAGGGUGAGCUGCACCGGCGUCCCCGCGGACGGGAUGGGCGUCUGCACGGGAUCCUGGGACAGCUUCCUCAAACUCUGGAACUGAGGCCCCCCACCCGGGCCGGGGGCGGGCGGGUCGGAGGAGGAGGAGGAGGGAAAAGGACGGAGAGGUUCGGGACCACUAGGCGGGCGCAGGCGUUGGUGCGGAUCUCCCUCUCCUUCUCUCUCCCUCUCUGCUGCCUCCUCGGGCCGUGCGUGCGAACUGCGAGAGGCGUCGCGUGGGUCACGUGGUGUGAAUGGCGUCGGGGGGGGGGGGGGGGGGGGGGGGCGAUGCGUCCCGCUGAGAGACAGAGAGUUUUAUUGUUGUCAGGAUGAUUUAAACACUGAAGAGUAGCGCGUUAUUCAGACCGAGCACGAAAUAAGCUCCUAUUGAGUGUCAAUUAAACACGUGUAGAUGUUUGACCAUUAACAAAAAGGAAAGAACAGUUGAAUAUUGAAGAUAAGACUAGAAUUACAAAUUGAUUUUAUUGUCUUCGACCAGUAAAGCCCUGCACUUAUUUAGACGACAGAUCGAUAUGAACAUUUAUUUAAUAGAUUAACACGUUAGAAAGGAGGGACGAUGUACAGUGUAUUUUUCUUUUGUUUUUCUGAGCGAGCUGCACCUACACACACUGUUCUUGUGAGGUAGAGCCGCCAUCUUGGCUCUACCUGGAAACAACCGGCAGACACCCCCCCCCACCCCCCCCCCAAACCCCCCCCUCCCCACCACCCGUCUCAACGUGACAUAAACGACGCCGUACCAAGGCGGACGAGAGGUGGACGGACCUGAUACAAACCUUUAAUCUUCAUUUUACUCCCCUGGGUUCAGCUGCAGUUCCUCUGUAAAAAAAACUAAUGUUUGUUAAAAACCUUUCUAAUAAACAUAGAAUUCUGCAUUAUUACUGCGUCCCGGUCGU
Pungitius pungitius (ninespine stickleback) is the source of this 2353-nucleotide messenger RNA. RefSeq names its product guanine nucleotide-binding protein G(I)/G(S)/G(T) subunit beta-3. Gene Ontology annotation, molecular function: protein binding; signaling receptor complex adaptor activity. Lineage: Eukaryota; Metazoa; Chordata; Actinopteri; Perciformes; Gasterosteidae. Gene Ontology annotation, cellular component: heterotrimeric G-protein complex; cytoplasm. Bases 475 to 1503 code for a protein of 342 amino acids. Gene Ontology annotation, biological process: G protein-coupled receptor signaling pathway. The transcript has 9 exons. The record is from RefSeq and is a predicted model, not a curated record.